This is a messenger RNA of Condylostylus longicornis, 2951 nucleotides long. RefSeq lists its product as uncharacterized. The transcript is spliced from 6 exons. Gene Ontology annotation, molecular function: cobalamin binding. Gene Ontology annotation, biological process: cobalamin transport. The record is from RefSeq and is a predicted model, not a curated record. NCBI's taxonomy places the organism in Eukaryota, Metazoa, Arthropoda, Insecta, Diptera, Dolichopodidae. Bases 599 to 2308 code for a protein of 569 amino acids.
AAAAAAGAAAUGCUGUGAAUUUUAUAGUUAAUGCUUUGCUCACUUUAGAAUAAUUUUUUAUAUAGAACUUUUGAGUUUUUAUUUAAAAUAUUGUUUUUACCUUCUUUUUUUCUGUUUCUUUGUUGUAUAAAAGCAUUGUAAUGUUGUAAAAAAAAAAAGAAGUUUUACGUAAUUAAAAAAAAAAAAUAUUAAAUUUGUAUUUAUAACUUAAAUUUGAGUGUUGUGCUUUUUAUAUAUAAAAAAAAAAAAAAAAUAAUCAAUUCAUCGGUCUACUUGGAUUUGUAUAUGGAUGACGGGAUCGUAUAUACAUAUAUGUAUAUGUAUAUAAGAAGAAACUAUUUGUAACAAUAAAAAAAAUUAUGAAAAUAUUUAUACGGUUAUAAGUGCGAGUGAAUUUUUCCUUUUUGUUGUUUCAUUUUUUUUAUUUUUUUGCCAUAUUGUAAUAUUGAAGUUUAUAGAAAAGUGUUAAAGAAUUUUUUUUUUCAUUUUGUCACUAAAUAAAAGAAUUUAAGACUAUUAAUAAUAUAGAAAAGAAUUUCAAUAUUUUCACUAAUUUAAAACAUCAUUAAUAGUAUUUGAAUUAAAUAGGUAUCUUAAAAUGGCACAGAAUGAGAAAAUAGCAAUUUUUAUAUUCACAAUCUUAGUAGUUUACACUUCAGCUGAUAAUGAUGCACAUAUUCCUGCUAAUCAGUUACGAAGCUCGUCUGAAGGUACUCCGACAACUACUUCAGCUGUUACAACUCAAACUUCUAUUACACUUGCACAAACUGAAAAUCUCCUUGGAACUUUAUCUCAAAUGACAACAAUGCUUUCUCAAGGAACACUUUCUUCUUUGCCACCGCAUUCAUAUUCAGCCUCACCUACAUCCUCUGUGCCUUCUUCAUUACACACACUUAUUGGCACAUCGUCAACGCCAAGUGUUAUAACUUCAAGUACACAAGAAAGCAAUGUUGACAUUAUACAAGAAACAAUCAAUGAGAAUUCAAUGAUUGGUACAUCAAGUCCUGAUAAACGAGAAGCCGAAGGUAUUCAGCGUGCUCUUGAUUGGUUGCGAGAAAAACGAGCUGCAGAUUACGGCUGGGGAAAUGAUACUCAUAUGGUGAUAUUAGCAAAAGAAUUAUCUGGUGGAAGAGACCCUGUUGAAAGCGAUGAUCAUUUACAGCAAAUUCAAGAAUUAGAAGAUUUGUUAUCUGUCAAAGAAAUGGAAGUUGAAAUUUUGUCAAUGUUGGAUCGUCAUCACAAUGCUUUACCAAAGCCUGUAAGUCCAGAUAAACUGGCUAGAUACACUUUGGCUUUAGCAUCACUUUGCAAAGAUCCAAAACGUUUUCAUGGUCAUGAUUUGGUUGCUUUAUUGCAACACCAUGAACCGGUGUCAGAUAAUGAAUUUGCAUUAACAACUUUAGCAGCAUGCAGCUCAGCAGCACAUGUAAGGAAACGACAAAUAAGACGACUACUUGAUAUUGCAAGUGGCGUAACAGACCAAACAGUAGAUACUAUAGCAAUGGUUAUUCUUGCUUUACGAUGCAUAGUAACUGACCAUAGACAUAGACAUUUGCAACAUUUUGUGCGACGACCAGCUAGAGGUUUAGCUAGUUUACAAGAUUUAAAAGGGAGCUUUGGCUCACUUAGAAGUACUGCUUUGGCAAUGCAAGCUUUACAAGACCUUGAGCCAGACCCUUGGAACAGGUCAGCAGCAUCAAGGUGGAUCCUGGAUCGUCAAAGAACUGAUGGAGGCUGGACCGAGGAGCCUUUAAAAGAUGGUCAAGAUCCCACUAUUGGUAUAGGAUUAACAGCUGAUAUAAUAUUAGCCUUAGGUUGGAAAGGACUUGGAGCUGUGAGAGCUUUACAAUGUGAUCAUGUAAUUAGAGAGAGUAGUGACACCCCUUCAGAAAAUGGUGAACCAAAACUAGCAGUUCCUUAUGGUUUAACUUCAUCCGCUGAGGAAUCGGAGUCAAGAAAUGUUACUUACACUUAUACUUUAUGGGUAGGAUCAAAUGUUACUGCAUCCUAUUCGCUUACUUUAACUUCUCCAAAAAAUACAACAUUUUUCCGUGCGAUGACACAAGCAGCUGAAUGUGAUCCAAGAUUUGCUUUUGAGGCAAGAGAAUGGCCGAAUGGUCAUUAUGUUCAUACGUUGGCUGGAAAGAAGGAAGAGCCAAGAGGGUAUAAUUAUUGGUUGCUUUAUCGGUUACCUGAACAACCAGAUCCACAGAGUCCCCCAGGAAAUCAAUUAAUAGCACCAGUUGGAGUUGAUGAACUAAUGGUUGAAGACGGAGAACAUUAUUUAUAUUGGUACAAAAAGUUAUAAAAUAACAUUUGCUAUGUUGUUGAAAAAUAAGUCGUCAUAAUAUUGCAAAAAUGAAAAAACAAAUCAUCAUUUUGCAUCCCGAUAAAGGCACAUAAUAUUUCACUACUCCAGCUAUUAUAAUCAAAACAAAAUGUUCAUUAUACGUUCCGUUUUCUAAAAAAAAAAAUAAUUGAAUAUUAAGCUUAACAUAAAUGCCGUGAAAUAAGAUAAUACAAAAUAUACUUACUUCUUUAUAGAUAUAUAAUAUGCAAUAAUAUACGUUAUUUAGAAGAUACAUAUUACUAAAUGUGUAUUAGUUUACAAGCUUUAAAAAAAACAGACGACUUUAAUAUUUCUGUAGAGACAAGUUGGGAUAACAUUUACAAUAAUAGUUAAAUAAGCUACACUUUGAACAACUUUAAAAAAAAAAUUUAAGUGUCAGCGGGAGGGAGCAUAUUACUAUAAUAUAAGUAUUAUUUAUAGGAGCUGUUUGGUGGAAUUCAGAUAAGAAAAUGGUCUGUAUCAUCCACUCAAACACAAUUUAUUUGAAAAUGAAUGAUUUGAAAAGCUUAAUUUAAAUGAUUUUUAAUGUAUUUAUUGUAUGUGCAAUUUAUUAUAAAAAAUGAAUACAUACAAAUAUUUUCUUUUGCUUACUCAAAAUUUA